CUCACAAAUAGUGUUGAAUUGAAUGCAAACCAGUCGUCACUACUUGUCGUCCAAACAGUCCUAUCACUCAAAGUGGGAGUAAUUUGUUGUGAUUUGCCAUCAAUUGAGUCGUCUUCACAAGUCUUCACACAUCUGACCAUCACUUCCUUCACUUCAUAUCUGUUUAAUUGAGACAUUCGUUGGCGUCAUAUCUAAGACAAUAUGAGUGCAAAGGAUAGGAUCGCUGUGUUUCCCUCCAGAAUGGCACAGACUCUGAUGAAGGCUCGCCUCAAAGGCGCACAAAAGGGUCACUCAUUGCUGAAGAAGAAGGCGGACGCUCUUCAGCUGAGGUUCAGAAUGAUUCUCAAGAAGAUUGUCGAGACAAAGUCAUUGAUGGGAGAAGUGAUGAAAGAGGCGUCGUUUAGUUUAGCCGAAGCCAAGUUCACUGUUGGAAGUGAUUUCAAUGCCAUUGUCCUCCAGAAUGUCACGAAAGCCCAGAUAAAGGUGAAGUGCAAGAAGGACAACGUGGCGGGCGUUACGCUACCGGUGUUUGAGUGCUAUCAAGACGGCAGUGAUGUCCACGAGUUCGCAGGUCUGGCCAGAGGUGGCCAACAGUUGGCUAAACUCAAGAAGAAUUACGCGCGAGCCGUACAACUGCUCGUCGACUUAGCAUCUCUUCAGACGAGUUUCAUAACUCUGGACGAAGUGAUCAAAAUCACAAACCGAAGAGUUAACGCUUUAGAACAUGUGGUGAUUCCCAGGAUUGAGUCCACUCUCACUUACAUUACAUCAGAAUUGGAUGAAAGAGAAAGAGAAGAGUUUUAUAGACUUAAGAAAAUACAGGAAAAGAAGAAAAAGAUUAGAGCGGAAGAAGAGAAGGUCAAGAAGUUGAGAGCGGCUCAGGGGCUGGACCAGGAGCGGGAGGGCCCCAACCUAUUUGCUGACACCCACGACGAGGACCUCCUAUUCUAAUGACACGAUUUGUUAAUUAUAUAUCACUUUAUUCCAGAUUCUGUUUCCACUUUUAUUCCUAU
Messenger RNA from Oppiella nova, 1013 nucleotides. The record is from the annotation of a GenBank genome assembly. NCBI's taxonomy places the organism in Eukaryota, Metazoa, Arthropoda, Arachnida, Sarcoptiformes, Oppiidae.